AUGGAAAUGUUUGAGGACCAUCAAUGGUUAUCUUUCGAUCAAAAACAUUUUACUGUGGUGUACUUAUUGAUUUCGAAUCUGUGUCUAAGAUAUAUCACAACUAGAAAGUUUGAUGUUGAUGGCAAAACAUUGGAAAUGAUGAACAAUGUCGAACGUAUAUCAGUAGUAAUUCCGAAAUUUAAACAACAAUUGAUUUUCUUGGAAGAGCGUGAGAAGCUGUUCGAAACGAUAAAUGAUUGUUCCAUUGAAUUCUCCAAUUCGUCGUUCAGCACCUCAACAGAUUCUCAACCAACCUCUAUUGUUCCGCUAAAUUCACAAGCAUCAUCUCUUGAAUCUGAAUCAACACCCGAUGCUGUACCAAAAUCAUCUGUUAACCAAUCGUCUUCUGGUCCAUCCGUUCGUGAAGAAGAAACGUACGAAGAUUUUCCAAAAGAAUAUGUAAUUCCAACAUUACCCAAUGCAGUACUUAAUGAUAUCGCAAAAGGAGAUUUGAAAAACUUCGGACCACAUUGUGCCAAUCGACAAAUUCUCAUUGAUACCGUAGCUUUUGAUCUUAUCGACAAGUUCAAUCUAUUUUAUCCGACUCAUACACAAUUUGACAAUAUUGGUACUGCUAUUGUGAAAAUUUUGAAGUUACCGGUGACAAAGCAGAAUAUUUCAAUUUCGAAAGAUGCUUUGCAAACGAAGUUAAAGCGUAAACGAGUGGAACACCGUGAUAACAGUGUUGUGCAAGACUACGUACUCAAAUAUUCAAAGGCAGGUUCUGGCCGUCCAGUAAAACGAAAGAUCGGCGAAACAGCACAACGUGAUCGAUAUAAACAAAUGGCAGUGAUCCAUUUCGAUGAUGGGCCAUCCAAUGAAAUGCAAGUUAAAUCGAAUCAGUUGCGUGAUGUAACUGGUAUGGAUGUAGCAACUCAAGUGAAAUUAUGGAAGGAAACGGUGCAUUAUCGUCGAAAAGAAGUCAGAGAUCAAUCAACAAUCGACAUUCUCAAGAAGUUUCCUGGUUAUACAAAUUCGGUGUUCAUUUUCGAAGAAGUUAAAACGUUGACGAAUAUCGAUUUAAGUGCUGCGAUACGACGACAAGUACCUGCUUUACUCGACAAAAUAGUUGAAACUCCGACAUUCGUCACUGAUUCGCUUCCAAUUCAAUUAAUCAAAAUUUUGUGUAAACAAUUUGAUGAAACUGCUCAACAUACGUUUAGUGAAACUGAACCGUUUACGCCGUAUCCUACAAUGGUGCUUACUGACGACUUGAUCCACAUUUAUGUUGACUUUAAUCUUAUUGUAUCAACAGCUUCACCGAAUGACGCAUUAGCAUUAUUGAUUGCAAUGUAUACAAUCUUCGAAUUAAGUUUCAACAAGAAAAGUCGAACAAUUCGCUUUCUCUAUUCGUUGUUGCACAGUGAUAAGCGUUUUCUUUCAAAUUCGAUUCGUAUAUUUAUCAAAGAGAAAAAUAUUGAUUUAUACGGCGAACAAUAA
Adineta ricciae is the source of this 1479-nucleotide messenger RNA. The record is from the annotation of a GenBank genome assembly. NCBI's taxonomy places the organism in Eukaryota, Metazoa, Rotifera, Eurotatoria, Adinetida, Adinetidae.